Elgaria multicarinata webbii is the source of this 7474-nucleotide messenger RNA. RefSeq names its product PHD finger protein 3 (gene PHF3). The transcript is spliced from 16 exons. Bases 321 to 6491 code for a protein of 2056 amino acids. The record is from RefSeq and is a predicted model, not a curated record. Gene Ontology annotation, biological process: DNA-templated transcription. NCBI's taxonomy places the organism in Eukaryota, Metazoa, Chordata, Lepidosauria, Squamata, Anguidae.
GCUCCGACGUGCGGGAGGGACCACCUGCUGGCCGGGGAGAGGGGAGGGAGAGGAAGAUAGAAGAAACCCGGACGUGUUUCCCUCAGCCAGCCAAGCAGUAACAGCCACCCGUCCUGGCUCCGCCCACUUCCAACCCUACCUCGCGCCCUUCCACUUCCGCACGGUAGCUUUCCCUCCCCUCCCCCGCACCCCCGGCCUGGGGCUGCGGAGCAAGAAGAGAGACGUAAGGCAGGGGAGGAAAAAACACCACCCGGCCAAGCGAGGGAGCGCGCGCGCGCGCCCCUGGCCGACGCAGGGAUUAAAGACACACAGGAGUCUUCAUGGAUAUAGUUGAUACAUUUAACCAUUUAAUUCCUACUGAACACUUAGAUGAUGCCCUAUUUCUAGGAUCCAACCUGGAGAAUGAAGUCUGUGAGGAUUUUAGUACAAGUCAAAAUGUCUUAGAGGAUUCGCUGAAGAACAUGCUCAGUGAUAAGGACCCUAUGCUAGGAUCUGCAAGUGCUCAGUUCUGUUUGCCUGUUUUGGAUAGCACUGAUCCCAAUUUCCAGAUGCCUUGUUCAACAGUUGUUGGACUUGAUGAUAUUAUGGAUGGAGUUAAGGAAACUUCCCGCAGUACCAUUGAUGAAGAUGAUCUUUCGGCUAGCAGGAAUUUGAGGGACCAAAUGGAUGGGACUUCAGUUAAAUCACCAAGAAAAUCUCCGCGUUUAAUGACACAAGAACCAGUACGAAGUCUGCGCCAGAGUACACUAGCCAAGCGUUCAAAUGCUUCACCAUCUGUUACCGCAAAGAAAUCAACUGCAAAGACUACCCAAAAGGGAGGACUGAAGCAGCAGGAUAAAGGGCAGACUAAACAGGAAGAUGGUAAUAGCCAAGAGCAUUCGAAAGAGAUUGAGCAGACUAAUAAUGAAUCUUGCCAACAAGAAGAGGCAACAGAACCACCACCACCUUCAGGCAAUUCAGAGUGGGUUGCUUGUUGUACAAAAUCUGAUGAAGUGAAAGCAGAUAGUGAACAUGAAAUUCCUAACCAGGCAAAAAUAGAGGAAGCAUCUCAUGAAGAACAAAAUUCUUCUCACUUACCAGGAACCAGUUCCCCAACUAAAGAAAUGGAAAGUGGGUCAGAAGUUGUAGAAAGUGAAUGUGAUACUGUUGGAGUAGGGUUGGCAACAUCUGCUCAUGUGGAGGCUAAUGUAAAAAAUAAUAAUAUACUUAAAAAGGAAGGGGAUGAAACGGUGGUAAAUAAAUUUACAUCUGAAAUACCUUCAGAAGAAAAGGUAGACUGUAAAAUAGAGAAAGAGUUGAAUGAAACUAAGAUGGCUGAUGAAAGCAGGAGAACUGGAAUGGCUGAUAUUCCUUUUGUUACCACAGCUCAUGAGAAUGCAAGUGAAAUUCAGGAAACCCUUACAGUUCAGUCCAACUUCAUGGAUGGAAAACCUGAAGGCAGCUCAGGCUUACAAGCUAGCAGGGACAUUGCUCAUAAAAUUAGCUUACCAGAAGAAGACAAACAAGAGCCUUUAGAUAAUUCUAAAAAAGCUGAGUUGAAAGCCAAUCUUCCUUUGGAUAGCAUGGAUCUUGGUCAGACUGAUUCGAAAAACAUUGAUACCACUUCUUCCAAAUCAGAAAAAAAUACUUUAGAAGGUGAUACAGUUCAAGACAUUCCAGUCCAAGCUGUACAUCAGGAGGCUGACAAUGUAAAAAUGGCAGAAUCUGAGAUGCUAGGAUUGCAAGAAGAUGGGCAUUCUAGCACUUCAUCAAAAUGUAUAAAAAAUGUGAAGGCCAAACAUGCCAAGUCUAAGCAAAAUAAAAUUACAGCUGCCCAACAAAAAAUAACUUCCAUAAACCAAGAAGUACAUACUAAAACACAAGUUCUUCCAGGUGUUGUCAUUCACUCUUCAGUAAGUCUGAAACGUCAUGCAGAAGAGCAGGAGGAUCUCCAGCAUUCUCAUAAGCCAGUGAAAGUUAAGAAAAAACAUGCAGAUAAAGAUGUGAAGGCCCAGAGCUGUGACUCUGGAGGGGCCCUAAAGAAGCAGCCCCAUGCAUUGGGGAAAAACAUUCCACGGGUCCAAAUCCCAGCACAGGCACGGAAGUUGUCAACAGACCGAGCGAGUGACAAGUCCUUCAGCCGUCAUGCUGGCUCAAAAGAUAGCACACACUUGGUGUCGGGACCAGUACAUCCUAAGCUGGGGCAGUUGCCACACCACAAUCAGAAGCAAUUACAGAAACACCAACUUCUUAAAACGAAUAAUUGCGUUAAGGAAGAAGGAGGGAAAAAAGAUUCUGCAGGGACACCUGUGGAUUAUUUGAAAGAGGAUGAAAAAGAAAAACUGAAACUCAGAAAAUUAGAAAAGAGUCUUCAGCCUCGUCAGAGAAGAAGUAGCAAAAGUCUUUCAGUUGAUGAGCCACCACUGUUCAUUCCAGAUAAUAUUUCUACUAUAAAACGAGAGAGUUCGGAACACCUAUAUCCCAGUGAAAGCAAAAGUCUCUGGGUACCUAGUAAGCAGUGUGGGUUUUGCAGAAAGCCACAUGGCAACAGGUUCAUGGUAGGCUGUGGUAGAUGUGAUGACUGGUUUCAUGGUGACUGUGUUGGUUUGAGCCUUUCUCAAGCACAGCAAAUGAGCGAAGAAGACAAAGAAUAUGUAUGUGUGAAAUGUUGUGCUGAGGAAGACAAAAAACCAGAUCUAGUUGAUGAAAAUAUGCUGGAUGCACAAGUGAAACUGGAAACAACGAGAGAAAGUAGAACAAUGGAAUGUGAGAAGCCUGGCAUAUCAAAGCAAACUUCUGUGUGCCCUCAGAAUAAAACAAGGCAGGGAGAAGACCCUGUGAAGCACAAGGUCAAAAUUUUUAAACGGGAAUCUGGUGAUGGAAGAGCAUUAACAGAAUGUAAGGAUUCUGAAAUGAAAAAAGGGCAGCAAAUUCCUAUUAGGAAAACAGGGCAAAUGGCUACAGUCCAUCGCCGAUCUUCAGAAGACAGACAUGAAAAAAUAAAUAAAGACAGUCUUAAUGUUUCUUGUUCAAGUGAAAGCACAACAAAAUCAGGUGUUCAAGAUAAACAGGAAGUCAAGAAAAAGAGAACAGAGAAAGGAGGAACAGUCAGUAAUGUGCACCCACCUACUGCCUCUACAUCCAAACCUUCUGCUGAUCAGAUAAGGCAAAGUGUUAGGCAGUCGCUCAAAGAAAUCUUGGAGAAAAGGCUUGCAGACUCUACGUUGAAGAUUUCUGAAGAAAGAGCAGCAAAAGUUGCAACUAAGAUUGAAAAAGAACUAUUUUCCUUUUUUCGGGAUACUGAUUCCAAGUACAAGAAUAAAUACAGAAGCUUGAUAUUCAAUCUCAAAGAUCCAAAAAACAAGAUACUAUUUAAAAGAGUAUUGAAAGGUGAAGUUACUCCAGACCAUCUCAUAAGAAUGAGCCCAGAAGAACUGGCUUCCAAAGAAUUAGCUGCAUGGAGGAAAAGAGAAAACAGACACACAAUUGAAAUGAUUGAAAAAGAACAGAGAGAAGUUGAAAGGCGACCAAUCACAAAAAUUACUCACAAAGGAGAAAUAGAAAUUGAGAGUGAGACUCCAGUAAAAGAGCAAGAAGCAGUUAUAGAAAUUCAGGAACCUACUCCAGUUAAAGUUGUGGAGAAGAUGGAGGAGAUUGAAAAAGAUAAAGAAAUAGAUGAAUCCGCCACUCCUGAUACGACAAAUCAACAUAAAAACCAUUUGUUUGAUCUUAACUGUAAAAUUUGCAUAGGUCGAAUGGCGCCGCCUAGUGAUGACCUUUCUGGGAAAAAUGUGAAAAUUUCAGUUGGAGUUGCCCGAAAACCAUCAGACAAUGAAGCUGAAAGCAUAGCAGAUGCGCUUUCUUCAACAACAAAUAUUUUAGCUUCGGAAUUAUUAGAGGAAGACAAUGAAUUGCCAAAUCCAGCACUUGCUUCUACUUCAAGCUCUAGAUCAGAAACACCUGGCACUGUUGAAAGUGAAACACUAUUUCUAGCUCGUCUGAACUUCAUUUGGAAAGGCUUAAUCAACAUGCCAUCUGUCGCAAAGUUUGUUAUCAAGGCUUACCCGAUCUCUGGCUCUUUUGAAAGUUUAACUGAGGAUUUGCCAGAUAGUAUCCAAGUCGGUGGCAGAAUAUCGCCUCAGACCGUUUGGGAAUAUGUUGACAAAAUAAAAGCCUCGGGGACAAAGGAAAUCUGUGUGGUCCGUUUUACCCCUGUGACGGAAGAGGAUCAGAUUUCAUACACUUUGCUCUUUGCAUACUUCAGCAGCCGAAAGCGUUAUGGUGUAGCGGCUAAUAACAUGAAGCAAAUCAAGGAUUUAUACAUUAUCCCUUUAGGUGCCUUUGAUAAAAUUCCACAUCAAUUGGUGCCUUUUGAUGGUCCUGGCAUUGAAGUACACCGACCCAAUUUGUUGCUGGGGUUGAUAAUUCGCCAGAAGCUAAAAAGACAGAUAAGUGCAGUUGGUAAUACAAGCACUAGCCAUGCUGAAGAAGGUCCUGAAAAUAUGCCACCUGAAAAGAAAAGUAAACCAAGCAAAUCUGAAGUCCCUCAGUCUGAAUUAGUAGAAAAGGAAGAAGAAAAUGACUUCUUUAACUCCUUCACAGCUGUGUUGCACAAACAAAGGAUUAAGUCACAACAGUCUGCUACAGAAGAAGUAAUAGUGAAUGAACCUGUUGUGGAGAGCAUCAAACUUGAACCACCAAAGCCCCUGCGGUUCCUUCCUGGAGUUUUGGUUGGAUGGGAAAAUCAGCAGUCUGCUCUUGAGCUAGCAAAUAAACCAUUGCCAGUAGAUGACAUUCUUCAAAGCCUUUUGGAUACUACAGGGCAGAUGUCUGAACAUAUCCAACCAGCUGUAGAUCUGUUUCCUAGUAAAGAUAUGCCUUUAUCAGAUAAACAGGCAAGUGUAAAAGAAGAAAAAAUGGACAUUCCGAUAGUAACUGCUGGCAUUGAAGAAUCUAAGGGUAAAAAAGACAACGCAAAAGAAUCCACUGACAAAAUCUUAGCAACUGAUACACCAGUAGCAGAUGUCUCAUGCUCUACAGGAAAUCUGACAAGCCUAAGUCUUAAGGGGAAACCACCAGAUGUUUCUACUGAAGCAUUUUUAGCAAAUUUAACGAUUCUGUCACAGAACAAAGAAACCAAAGAAACUACAGAAAACAAUCAAAAGUUGGGUGACACAGAUGUUUCUCAGGAAAGUAAAAGGACCACAGAUUUUCCUGUCCCUUCAAGUGUGGGAAAAGGUGUUGGGAGCAAUAAUAUUGGUGUAGCAUCUGUUGAUAGUAUGAUGCAUAAUAGUUCAAAAUCUCCUCCCUUCAUUAAUCUUAAAAGGGAUCCAAGGCAAGCAGCUGGACGAGGCCUACAGAACAAUGGUUCAGAAAAUGAAGGUGAAGGUAUUAGAAAUGAAGAAAUGCAAAAUAGUCAACAACCAGAGACUUUAGAAACAGAACAGACAAAUAUAGAUAAUAAGCAACCUUCAGAUCAGAGUGAUAGUCAAGAAUGCAAGAAGACACUGGCAUCAACUGCAUCUAAAGCAGAUAGUGCAUGUUCCUCACAGCUGGAAGAUACUAAUCAGUUGCAUGAAGAAGCACUAUUGCAAAGCAUUGAGACGGUACAUUCGGUUAGACGAGGAUUAUUGCCACCACCACCAUCAUCAUCAUCUCAGUUUGAAACUGAAAAUUCUUGCCAGACUGAAUUCAGUACCAAAAUACCCAGUCCUGCUGCAAGUGGAAACUUCUCGCCAAUCAGGACUCCGCAGCCCAAUUUCCAGCACGCUAAAACUACUCCACCUGCUUUUCAGUUCCAAGGGGCUGUUGCCCCUACCUUUCCUCCACAAAACAAUCCUGUGUUUGGGUUUCCCCCUCAUCUUCCUCCUCCUCUCCUUCCUCCUCCAGGCUUUGGCUUUGCUCAGAACCCUCUGAUGCCUUGGCCUCCUGUGCUUCAUCUGUCAGGUCAGGCCCCGCAUUUUGUUGGGCCAGUUUCACCAGCACCAUCUCUGGCUCACAAACAGUCAAGGUUCUCAGGGCCAGAACACUUUUAUCAGAAUAGAGACACUAGGCGACCAGAAAGGCGUCACAGUGACCCUUGGGGCCGGCAAGCUCCACAUGUGGAGAGGGCAUUUAGUAGAAGGAAGAGUGAUCAGCAUAGGCAAAGAUUUUACAGUGAAUCACAACACCAGAAAAAAGGCAGACAUGACUGGGAGCCAGAUUCUGAAAGGAAUAGACAUAGAGAUAGAAACCAGGAUAAAGAAAGAGAGAGAAAAAGCAGGGAGGAAGGGCAUCGAGACAAAGAGAGGUCGCGACUUGCACAUAGCGAUAAGGACUCUGAAAGCAAAUCCUCAAGAGAAAGUAGGAAUCCUGAAAAGAAGGAUGUUCCUAAAAGUGAAGAGCGUGCUCACGAAAAGGAGAAAGAAAGAGAAAAAAGUAGGGAGAGGUACAGAGAGCGAGACAGUGAAAAGAACCGAGAUAGACAUCACAAAGACAGGGACCACAGCGACCGAGGGAAAAGCAAAAGGUAAAAGGAAAAGGCACAGGUUGUCUUCUGAAGUUUUAAAUGAGCAAGAAAUAAUCUGUUUUAAAUACGUCCUAAAAUUCUCUGUAAAAAUACAUAUGCUUGGGUAUAACUGUGCCAUCAAUUCUCCUUUUUUAUAUUCAGUGUUUAGUGUUUUGUAGGAACAAGUCUGGUUUGGUAUCAGUCCAUUUCCCAUUCAUUCAUUUGCUUUUAUGUUCUAUUGACCUAGGAGUAGAGUUGAAUAGUCAACAUUUUACAUUGCUUGUAUAGUCAAGAUUGUAAGGGUUUCCUUUUAAUAUGCAAUAAAAGGCGCAUAAAGGCUCUUUGUCAAAUUUGGCUUCAGUUGAGAUAUUUGCAGCCUAUGGUGAUUUGUGCUCUCUGUUUGAUGAUGCUCCUGUUAACUAUAAGGAUGGAUUUUGUACCAUUUACUCUUCUAAAACUGUAUUGGCUUUUUUUUUUUAAUGGACUUUGGCACAGUCUCAGAAUCCACAUUCAAAUUCAACCUAAAGCAUAAGCUGAAUGCUGUUGAAGACUUUCAAAAGAACUACAUGAAAAAAGAGCAGUAUUGAUCAUCAGAUAUUACCCACGCAUCUGAAACAGUUUGUGAGCAGAAAUUAGAAGGCCACAUGGUCCAAUUGUAUUAGGGCACAUUUAUUUUAAUAAUUUCUUUUUACACCGUUAGCCUUUAUGCUACGAUUUGUAUUAAUUUUCCGACCAUUUCUCAUGCUUUGAAAACUUGAAUACCUAAGCUUGUACAUGACAUUGUGUUUUACUAUCCUUUAUAUUAUAAAUGUAAAUAUUUUAAGGGAUAUUUUGAUUCUACAAAUGAUAAAGCCUUCUCACAGCUGUUGUUUGUUUGACUUUAAUAGAUGUGAAGCAAUAGACUAAACCAACAUAACAGAAAGAUGUAUACAUGUGGCUUGGCUUUACAAUUCAUGACUGGUAAUUUUUAAUAACCCUAGGGUUUUUAAUAAAUAGAUCAGUAAAAUU